Messenger RNA from Aspergillus lentulus, 627 nucleotides. NCBI's taxonomy places the organism in Eukaryota, Fungi, Ascomycota, Eurotiomycetes, Eurotiales, Aspergillaceae. The record is from RefSeq and is a predicted model, not a curated record.
AUGCCCGUAUACAUGGUCCACGGCUUCCGGUGGCCACGCGCCGGCUUCACCGGUAUCCGAGUCUACAUCGUUCUCCACAACCUGGAAGACGCUACAGCGGAAUACGUCCAGCAACCGGCGACAAGUCGACUGCUUACCGAAUGCUUCAAGAAGACGGACCCGGAUAUCGUCGCUCGUCUACCGGACCUACAAUUCAUCGAGCAAUAUGACCCCGAAGACACUGAUAGCGCAACCGCUGUCAGCCAGCCCUAUGCCUACGUCGCGGCCAAGGUGAUUACACUUUCGGAACCUGGUGCUAAGGCGCCGGGACUCAGCUGGAAUCCCGAAGACUUGGCCAAGGACUCCCCCUUGGAACCAAGUGCCAUGGAAGCCCUGACGCAACUCCGAGAUAAGUACGCCGCAGGCGAGAGGAUAGGCUGGUGGAUUGUCUACAAUGGGGACCCAGACAGGGCUUUCCCUCACUCCGAGGAAGACGACAGUUAUGAUGAAUACGAUUAUGACGAUAAUGACGAUGAUGAGUACACGGAAUCAAAUGGCGAUAGUGUUAGGAACUCGACAGCACCAGAAACACCUCCUAGCCCGGCGCCUCGAUUCCCCGUGAAGUUCGCCAGGUUUUUUGGCAGAUAA